This is a messenger RNA of Microdochium trichocladiopsis, 2160 nucleotides long. RefSeq names its product origin recognition complex subunit. NCBI's taxonomy places the organism in Eukaryota, Fungi, Ascomycota, Sordariomycetes, Xylariales, Microdochiaceae. The transcript has 6 exons. Gene Ontology annotation, cellular component: nuclear pre-replicative complex; nuclear origin of replication recognition complex; DNA replication preinitiation complex. Gene Ontology annotation, molecular function: DNA replication origin binding. Gene Ontology annotation, biological process: DNA replication; DNA replication initiation. The coding region runs from base 1 to 2160 and encodes 719 amino acids. The record is from RefSeq and is a predicted model, not a curated record.
AUGGCAGUCAUUGAGGAGCUCGAUGAGGCCAUUCAGGAGACUGAGCACAAGGCUGCCUACAUCUACAACCCUGACGAGGAUGAGCUAGAUGGCUCAAGCAGGCCAUCUAAACGUCGCAAGGUCUCCAAAAAGCAAGAUCGAACUGCUUUCAAUGGCGUGCCAGAUUCAAAGUCUGGGAGGUACGCGGAUGGGCCACGACACUUCCCCCCCCUGCUUGACGGUGCCGAGGAUGAGGUUCUCGUCCGGAUACGACAGGACUUAUUCGAGCAGCCGUGGGGUCUGAUAGAAGAUCGCAUCAAAAAAGUACUCCGGGAUGCCAAUCACAAGACCUUGGACGAGGUCGCCGGCUACCUCCAGACAGCAGCGGAAGAAAUCCCGAGCAACAAGAUCCCCACGGCAUUCAUCAUCACUGGAGCAAGUAUAGCGUCACAAGAUCUGCUCUUCGAGCAGCUUUCAGAAACUCUCCAGACCCAAGCAGAAUCCCUCGUGGUUCGCCUUCGGUCUAGCGACGUCUCCAAUUUGAGAUCUACACUCACCAAGAUUAUCCAGAGUGCCACUUCAAAAGGGGCCCCUGACGAUGAGGACCAGGAAUUGACCACAUCACGAGAUGGGCGCAAGUUCCUCAAAUAUGACCUUGAGGCGCUGCAUGUUCAGUUGAGAAACCACGAGCGUCGCAAUGUCGUAAUAGUCUUCCAGGACAGUGAGGGUUUCGACGGCGGCCUCUUAUCUGACUUGAUCAUGCUGUUUCAUUCUUGGCUCGAUCGCAUCCCUUUCGCCCUGGUUUUCGGAGUCGCCACGUCAGUCGAGCUAUUGCAAGCACGUCUAUUGAAGUCCACGUGCAGAUAUCUUCAUGGCGCCCAAUUCGACGUCGAACAGUCAGCGUCGAUUGUCAAUCGCAUUUUCAAGACUGCUAUAUGUCACGCUGAUCUCCCCCUGCGAUUUGGCCCCUCCACAACCCAGGCCUUACUUGAUCGUCAGCGAGAUCAAGUUGCGGGCAUGUCUGUAUUCGUUGAGUCUCUCAAGUAUCUGCACAUGUGUCACUACUACGCGAAUCCAUUGUCCUUUUUGCUUCAGGAAGAUGUCAACACGGGCUUGUUGAAGCAGGAGCAUUUCGAUAUGCUGCGAUCCUUGAGCUCAUUCCGACAUAUUGUGGAGACUGCUGUCGGCAACGGAGACAGCACGCACGCGAAGAAGCUGUUGGUUGACGAUAGCUACUUGUCCUCAUUCGUGGCGGAAACUAUGCACUCGCUACGCGCCUGGCGCAUCAAGCUGCUGCGCACGGUCAAAAUUCUGGAACACAUUCAGGAUGGCGAACAUGGCUUCACCGAGCUCUACUUGGAUGCUCUGUCACAAGGCUCAAGGCCGGAUGCCAAGGAUUCAACUUCUCUAGGUUCCAUCGAGCGGCUUGAUCCAGGCCAGGCGAUUGACUUGUCGAACAGAUUAUUGCGCGUAAUUCAGGAAGGCGACGAGGCGCUCGGGCUGGAAGGCUGGGCGGGUGAUGAGCAGAGCAUGGUGCAGCUGCUGGAGUCGGCAUCGCUGGGUAUCCAGGGUCUCCAGUCGAGAGCUCAAGCGAACGGCCACGCGCUCCGUAGCAAGCACAGCAGCCAAGCCAAGGUCCUGCGGACGACCGUGGUUGCGCAGAAGGUCCAGCUCAGUCACGACACGGCGACACUGACGGACGAAGACAAUGAGUACACAGAGCUGCUCCGGCGCCUGAAUACCGAACUUAGUGCUCUGGUGCACAUCGACGCCGCCGAAGACCUACCUUUCCAUGAGAUAUGGCUCUACGACACGAAAUCGCCCCACAAGGACGUUUUCGUCCCGCGACCCCGUACCGUCAUCGAGCGCGCUUUGUCACAGCCACAUGAUUAUCUGGGCUGCUCAUGCUGCAAGUCCGGAGAUGGGCAGCUCGCACCCAGUCUUCCCGCCACCGCAAUCGUCUAUCAGUUGUACCUGGAGACUGGGUCGCUCAUCAACGUGGCCGAUCUGUGGUCGGCUUACCUCGCUAUUGUUGGCGAAGACAAUGAAGGUGGUCUGGACGAGCGCACGGCCCUCGUCUUGUUCUAUCGCGCGCUGGCAGAGCUCAAGACCAUGGGGUUUGUCAAGCAAACGCGCAAAAAAGCCGACCACAUUGCCAAGCUGGCUUGGAAGGGCUUGUAG